Molecule: messenger RNA, 1642 nt
Organism: Dimorphilus gyrociliatus
Lineage: Eukaryota; Metazoa; Annelida; Polychaeta; Dinophilidae
Source: the annotation of a GenBank genome assembly
GUUGCUGAUCCAGCCUUUUCGCGAGCGAUAAUAAAGGCUAUAAUAAUUGAAAACCGCGUGUAGAGAAAAUGGCAAAAUCUAUGAGAAGCAAAAUUAAACGAAAGCAUAGAGCUGUAAAACGUGAACGAUGGAAUGAUAAGGUUCAUAAAAAGAGACUUUUGGAAGCUGUAAAAAGAGGAGAGGAGAAUCUAAUCAAGCAACAGUCUACUAAGGUUGUAGAAAUGAAAGACGUUGAGGAGUCCAGCGAUGAAGAAGUCAUGCAAAUAGAUACAUCGGGUAAAGAAAAGAAACCAAAUAUGGAUGAAAAUGGACAAUAUCCUGUAUGGAUGAACCAAAGGAAGAUUAAACGUUUAAGAAAAAAUAGGAAUAGGGUAGAGAGAAAGAUGAAAAAGAAACAAUUGAAGGGAAAAAAGAAAAAGUAAAUUUAAUAUGAAGAAAUCAUUACGAAAUCUUGUUUGUUUUUCUGUGUUAUAUGCCUUUAUAUCGAUACAAUAUGAUAAAUUUAUAAUUUUGUACUCAUUCUAUUAGUAAAAACAUCUGAUCUGUUUCCAUUGUAAAAAUGAAAACUCGAUCUCUUGAACUAAUCAUCUGACAACAUAAAAAUUAUCAGUAGGACAUACAAUACUGCCAGAAUUUAAUUCUGGGAUGGGCAAAAUAAAAAAUAUUCUAAUCGUCCACCUCGAGUUCUUCUCUCUUUUUCUUCUCUAUUUCGAAUAUAAUCGCAGGGUUUAUAGGUUUAUAUCGAAGAUUACAGGACGACGCGUUGAUAAAAAUAGUAUUCUCAUCUGUUGUAAUACCAUAGUCUUCGUGAAUAUGACCAAAUAUAUGAAAGCGGGGUCUUAUACAUUCUAUGACCGAUAGUAGAUCAACACAGCCAACAUGAAAAUUAUAUUGAAUUUUAUCACCGUGCCCCAUUGGAGGUCCAUGAGUAAUUAGGAUAUCAGUAUCAACAGGUAUCUUUUUCCAUUUAUUUAAAAGAGGUUCACCUCUAUCCAGAUUAUAGGCCCAAGAGCAAAAUUCUGGCUGCCAGGGUGAUCCAUAAAUUUUGACUCCAUUGAUAACAACUUCCUCAUCAAUUAGACAAGUUCCAUUAGUAAUAAGUUCUCGAGGAUGGCUAAUAUUUAAUCUUUUUAAAUCGCUAUUGGUUUUGUUUUCUCCUAGGCGAUCAAUCGGUGGGUCGAAGGACAAUUCAUGAUUUCCAGGUAUAACAAUCUUAUGUUUAUGAGGUAAUUUGCCUAAAAAUUCAUUAAAAUCCUGCACUUCCUGAAUUCCUCCUUGUCUUGUAAAAUCUCCAGCAUGAAUAAGAACAUCUCCAUCCGGUAUUUUCAUUUUGUGAUGUUGACUAUGAGUAUCAGAAAUACAAACUACACGUAAUUUAUUGUACCUUCGAAUAUGCUUGAUGUCAAAAACUUCCUUUUUAUCAAGCUUUAUACAUUUCUUGGUUUUUUGAAAUUCCCUCCAAGCCGUCUUAAUAUCAUUAGAUAAGGGAUGUGGCGUUAAGGAAUCUAGCUCAGUUUGUUUAUCCAUAAUGGUAGUUCGUUCGUCUUUUGACGAUCUGUUCGUAAGAUAAUUCAACGAUUAUGUAUAUAAGUCAACUGGACAAUAUUUCACAAUAUUUCAAAAGCGGAAUAUUACUCACGCA